Molecule: messenger RNA, 2443 nt
Organism: Bombina bombina (fire-bellied toad)
Lineage: Eukaryota; Metazoa; Chordata; Amphibia; Anura; Bombinatoridae
Product: gastrula zinc finger protein XlCGF57.1-like
Exons: 3
Coding region: 191-1303 (370 amino acids)
Source: RefSeq, a predicted model, not a curated record
AGAUAACGCUGAUAUAGUGAAAGUUGAGAUAACAGAAGAUCUGUGUGUGAGGCGUCAGAUUGGAGCCACAGAUGAGGAAACCAGUAACAGCCCACAUGAAGUUAACGCUGAUAUAGUGAAAGUUGAGAUAACAGAAGAUCUGUAUACGUGGGAUCAGGUGAAGACUGAGGAGGAUGAAGUUCCUAUAAAUAUGGAUACAGGUGGAUUCCGAAACUCCAGCUACCCUAGUCAUGGCCUGGGUGCAGUUACUUCUUUCCAACUUUAUCAAGCUCAAAGUAAUCACAUGGGCAAUAUAUGUUCUGAAUGUGGGAAAAGUUUUACCAAGAAAUCAAAUCUUAUUUGUCAUCAGAAAAUUCAUACGGGAGAGAAAGCAUUUUCAUGUUCAGAGUGUGGGAAACGUUUUACUCACAAAUCAUAUCUUUCUGCUCAUCAGAAAAUUCAUGUAAAAGAGAAAGCAUUUUCAUGUUAUGAAUGUGGUAAAAGUUUUAUUCAGAAGUCAUAUCUUAAAACUCAUCAGAAAAUUCAUACAGGAGAGAAAGCAUUUUCAUGUUCUCAGUGUGGGAAAUGUUUUACUCACAAAUCACAUCUUAUUACUCAUCAGAAAACUCACACAGGAGAGAAAGCAUUUUCAUGUGCUGAAUGUGGAAAAAGUUUUAUUCAGAAAUCAUAUCUUAUUACUCAUCUGAAAAUUCACACAGGAGACAAGGCAUUUUCAUGUGAUGAAUGUGGGAAACGUUUUAUUCAGAAAUCAUAUCUUAUUACUCAUCAGAAAAUUCAUACAGGAGAGAGAGGAUUUUCAUGUUCUGAAUGUGGGAAAAGUUUUAUUCAGAAAUCCUAUCUUACAACUCAUCUGAAAAUUCACACAGGAGAGAAAGCAUUUUCGUGUUCUGAUUGUGGGAAAAGUUUUAUUCAGAAAUCACAUCUUAUUACUCAUCAAAAAAUUCACACAGGAGUGAAGGAAUUUUCAUGUUCUGAUUGUGGGAGAUGUUUUACUUUGAAAUCAACUCUUAUUACUCAUCAGAAAAUACACAGUGGAGAGAAAGAAUUUUCAUGUUCUGAUUGUGGGAAAUGUUUUCUCUUCAAACUAGAUCUUAUUAGACAUCAGAAAAUUCAUACAGGAGAGAAAGAAUUUUCAUGUUCUGAAUGUGGAAAAUGUUUUACUCUAAAAUCAACUCUUAUUAAGCAUCAGAAAAUCCAUACAGGAGAGAAAGCAUUUUCGUGUUCUGAUUGUGGAAAAUGUUUUAUUCAGAAAUCACAUCUUCUUAGGCAUCUGAAAAUUCAUGCUGGAGAGAAAACCGUUUAAACAUUUUCUGAAUAUGGGAAAUAUUUUCUUAGGAAAUGUGAUUUUAAAUGGACAAUUAGAUUAACAUAUUAGGAGUCUAACUAUAUUAGAACAGAUUAACACCUUGUUAACUGCAAUUGAUUUUUAAUGGUCAAAUGCCAUCCACUGCCAUCUCAAUGUGUUUAUUCUACAAAGAAGCCUGCCUUACCAUACCUGUUUAUCGCUCCUUGAAAAAUACAUCCUGAUUGAGAAACAUAAACAAGUAAAAUAUUUUUUAAGGAGAAAUUAACAGAUCUGGUGAUGCAGGUGUCUUGGCACAGUUCAGACAAUGUGCUGAGCUUAUAGCAAACAAUGGGAUGGUUUACAAGUUGUGCGGUAUGGCUUUACCGCUUGAAAAACUUUGCGUGCGGAAUGUUAGCUACUUGAUUAUACAAGUCACGCGGUAUGGCUUUACCGCGAUCGUUAUGGCCUAUAGCUUAACAAUCUAUUCCGCACUCAAAGACCUGUAGUUAUGUGUUUUGAGAAACAAAAAAGUUUCACAAAACACAUCAAAAAUAUGUUACAAAGUACACUAACACACAUAAAGUACAUUAUUAACCCCUAAACUGCCACCCCCUUUAUCGCAACUACUAAAAAGUAUUAACCGCUAAACUGCCGUCCAACCACAUUGCGACUACUAAAAUAAACCUAAUAACCCCUAAACCGCCAUUGCCCAACAUCGCAACUAUUAAAAUAAAAUAUUAACCCCUAAACCGCCAUCCCCCCACAUUGCGACUACUAAAAUAAACCUAUUAACCUCUUAACUGCCGCCCCCUUACAUCGCCUUUACUUUAAUUAAACUAUUAAACCUAACACCCCCUAAUUUUAAAUUAAAGUUGCAAUAUACCAACUACCUUAAAAUAAAUAAAAACUUACCUGUGAAAACAAAUAUAAAACCUAAGCUUAAACUAAAAAAAAUACUUCUUUAAAAAUAUAAAAAAAUGCCAAAAAUAAAAAAGCUAACAUUACAGAAAAUAACAAACAAAAUAAUCUAAAAUAAAAAGAAAUAUUCCUAUUCUAAUACACCCGUUAAAAAAAAAAAACCCAAAAUAAAAAAAACUAAUCUCUAAAUAAAUUACCGAUAGCCCUUAAAAUGACCUUUUUUAGGGCAUUGCCCUAAAG